AUGGAUACAUCUGACUGGAGAGCUCGACUGCUACCUGUUACGCGCCCAAGAAUUGUCAGUAAAAUAUUGGACACAUUACAAAGACAUCUUCGUUAUUCUGGUUCUGAGGGUUUACUUGAACUUCAGAAAAUUGCUCAAAAGUUUGAAGAGAAAAUAUUUGUAUCUGCAACAAGUCAGUCUGAUUAUUUACGGAAAAUAUCUUUAAAGAUGCUUACAGUAGAGACUAAAUCUCAGAUUACCAUUACCAACAGUAUACUUCCUAGUCAAGGAAAUUUUGGAGUAGUUCCUAUCUCAGUUGCUGUGCCUAAAGCCCUUAGCAAUCAAAACAACAUUGGGCUCAACUCCACUUACAUGACCAAUAUUCCCGCUGAGAAAGAAUAUCCGUUGACACAGCGUGACCAUUUUAAGCAGAAGAGGGUUUCUUUGGGGAAUUCUUCAUAUUCUAAGCGGAAGAGGGUCUUUGGGGAAUUCUUCAUAUUCUUCUGA
Messenger RNA from Lathyrus sativus (Indian pea), 486 nucleotides. Lineage: Eukaryota; Viridiplantae; Streptophyta; Magnoliopsida; Fabales; Fabaceae. The record is from the annotation of a GenBank genome assembly.